Entrophospora candida is the source of this 1011-nucleotide messenger RNA. The record is from the annotation of a GenBank genome assembly. NCBI's taxonomy places the organism in Eukaryota, Fungi, Glomeromycota, Glomeromycetes, Entrophosporales, Entrophosporaceae.
UAAUUCACAACAACAACUCACUGGUCCUUUUCAUCAGCAGCAACUACCACAAUUUGGAUUUCAAUCAAAUAUUCCUUCAAAUGAUUUAAAUGAAGAAUUUAAAAUUGAAAAACUACAGGAAAUUCCUUCACCAUCACUUCCUCCAAUUAGUCAAGACUACAAAGAAACAAAGGAUAAACCAAACAAUAGAAUAAUCAAUGAAAACAAAGCAAUUAUUGAUAAACCUAAGGUUAAUUGGUUAGAAUGGCUCAAUGAGGCAAUUCAGAAUGAACACAUUAAUUUUCAUGAAUAUAGUAGGUUUAAAAAUCUUCAAAAAAUUGGUGAUGGUGGUUCUGCAAAAGUUUAUAAAGCAAUAUAUAACAAUAGCACUUGUGCCUUGAAAUCAUAUAAAUUUGGUAUAACAAAUAUGAAAGAAGUUGUUAAUGAGUAUGCAGAUAGUGGAACACUAAGAAGUUACCUACGUGAAAAUUUUGAGUCAAUCAGUUGGGAUCUAAAACUGAAAUUUGCACAUGAGAUUGCAUCAGCUGUUUUAUGUUUACAUGAAAACAAUAUUAUCCAUCGAGAUUUGCAUUCAAAAAAUUUCUUGGUUCAUCAAGAAACCAUAAAAUUGGCAGAUUUUGGACUUUCCCGUAAAAUACUUGAAUCUACACCCACUUCAACAUCCCAAUUGGCAGGAAUAACAUCUUAUGUUGACCCACAAUGUUUCAAUGAAAAAGUAUAUAAGCCAAACAAAAAAUCAGAUGUAUAUAGUGUGGGUGUCUUAUUAUGGGAGUUGACUAGUAACAGGCCACCUUUUGAUAAUCUGGAUUCACAUUAUCGAAGAUAUGGUUUAGCACUUGAUAUUUUGAAAGGAACUUGUGAGGAACCUAUUCCUAAUACACCUGAUGAGUAUGUUAAUUUAUACAAAGCAUGUUGGCAGGGUGACCCAAAGAGCAGGCCUGAUAUUCAAGAUGUUGAAAAAAUGCUUAUUGGAAUGAUUUCAGGCUCAAAUAUUGUUGAUAGAGGAAAAUA